Molecule: messenger RNA, 2153 nt
Organism: Suricata suricatta (meerkat)
Lineage: Eukaryota; Metazoa; Chordata; Mammalia; Carnivora; Herpestidae
Gene: RBL2
Product: RB transcriptional corepressor like 2
Exons: 14
Coding region: 111-2138 (675 amino acids)
Biological process (GO): regulation of transcription by RNA polymerase II; cell differentiation; negative regulation of G1/S transition of mitotic cell cycle
Cellular component (GO): nucleus; chromatin; transcription regulator complex
Molecular function (GO): RNA polymerase II transcription regulatory region sequence-specific DNA binding
Source: RefSeq, a predicted model, not a curated record
UGGCGGCGCAGUCGCGGUGCAGACGACCGACGGGCGGGCCCUUCGCGGUUUGAAUGGCUGCGGGCCCGGGGCCUCAGCUCACCUGAGGACCUGCCGCUCAGGGGUGCGCGAUGCCGUCGGGAGGCGACCAGUCGCCGCCGCCCCCGCCUCCUCCUCCGGCGGCGGCAGCCUCGGAUGAGGAGGAGGAAGACGACGGCGAGGCGGAGGACGCCGCGCAGCCGACCCGCUCGCCGGCCCUUCAAACCCUGCAGCGGUUCGAAGAGCUGUGCAGCCGCCUAAACAUGGACGAGGCGGCGCGGGCCGAGGCCUGGGACAGCUACCGGACCAUGAGCGAGAGCUACACGCUGGAGGGAAAUGAUCUUCACUGGUUAGCAUGUGCCUUAUAUGUGGCUUGCAGAAAGUCGGUGCCAACUGUAAGCAAAGGGACGGUUGAAGGAAACUAUGUAUCUUUAACUAGAAUCCUACGAUGUUCGGAGCAGAGCUUAAUUGAGUUUUUUAACAAGAUGAAGAAGUGGGAGGACAUGGCGAAUCUCCCCCCACAUUUCAGAGAGCGUACCGAGAGGCUAGAAAGAAACUUCACGGUGUCAGCGGUAAUCUUUAAGAAAUAUGAGCCCAUUUUUCAGGACAUUUUUAAAUAUCCUCAAGAGGAACAGCCCCGUCAACAGAGAGGAAGAAAGCAGCGGCGACAGCCCUGUACCGUGUCCGAAGUUUUCCAUUUUUGUUGGGUGCUUUUUAUAUAUGCAAAAGGUAAUUUCCCCAUGAUUAGUGAUGAUUUGGUCAAUUCUUAUCAUCUUCUGCUUUGUGCUUUGGACUUGGUUUAUGGAAAUGCCCUUCAGUGUUCCAACCGUAAAGAACUUGUGAACCCUAAUUUUAAAGGCCUAUCUGAAGAUUUUCAUGCUAAGGAUUCUAAACCUUCCUCAGACCCACCUUGUGUCAUUGAGAAACUCUGUUCCUUACAUGAUGGCCUCGUUUUGGAAGCAAAGGGAAUAAAGGAACAUUUCUGGAAGCCCUAUGUCAGGAAACUCUAUGAAAAAAAGCUCCUUAAGGGAAAAGAAGAAACUCUUACAGGGUUUUUAGAACCUGGGAACUUUGCAGAGAGUUUUAAAGCCAUCAAUAAGGCCUACGAGGAGUAUGUUUUAUCUGUUGGGAAUUUAGAUGAAAGGAUAUUUCUUGGAGAGGAUGCUGAAGAGGAAAUUGGGACUCUGUCACGGUGUGUGAACACCGGUUCGGGAGCCGAGGCUGCUGACAGGGCACAGAUGAAAGCCAUCCUGCAGCAGCAUUUCGACAAGUCUAAAGCACUCAGGAUCUCCACACCACUGACUGCUGUGAGGUACGUUAAGGACAACAGCCCUUGUGUGACCCCCGUUUCUACAGCAACACACAGCUUGAGCCGUCUUCACACCAUGCUAACAGGCCUCAAGAAUGCGCCAAGUGAGAAGCUGGAACAGAUUCUAAGGGCAUGUUCCAGAGAUCCAACACAGGCGAUUGCCAACAGAUUGAAAGAAAUGUAUGAAAUAUAUUCUCAGCGUUCCCAGCCAGAUGAGGAUUUCAGUAAUUCAGCUAAAGAAAUUGCCAGCAAACAUUUUCGUUUUGCAGAGAUGCUCUACUAUAAAGUAUUAGAAUCAGUUAUUGAACAGGAACAGAAAAGACUGGGAGAUAUGGACUUAUCUGGCAUUCUGGAGCAAGAUGCAUUCCAUAGAUCACUUUUGGCAUGCUGCCUUGAAGUCGUCACUUUUUCUUAUAAGCCUCCCGGGAAUUUUCUAUUCAUUACUGAAAUAUUUGAUGUGCCACUUUAUCAUUUUUAUAAGGUGAUAGAAGUAUUCAUCCGAGCGGAGGACGGUCUCUGUAGAGAGGUGGUGAAACACCUUAAUCAGAUUGAAGAACAGAUCUUGGAUCAUUUGGCAUGGAAACCAGAGUCUCCACUCUGGGACAGAAUUAGAGACAAUGAGAACAGAGUUCCGACCUGUGAAGAGGUUAUGCCUCCUCAGAACCUGGAAAGAGCAGAUGAUCUUUGUAUCACUGGCUCGCCUUUGACUCCCAGAAGGGUGAGUGAAGUUCGUGCUGAUCCUGGAGGACUUGGAAGAAGUAAGUUAAAAUACCAGGGAGGAACAUUUGGGAGCCUCUUAUCUGGGAAUUGAAAUUCUAUAAAACUA